CUCUACUAGAAUUUACCUGCAAAUGCAAAUCUUGUCUUGUGAAUUUGCAUGUGAGACUGACCGUUUUGUAAGUACACUUUCUUGAUAACUAAAUAAAAACCGCAAGGCUUCAAAACCGAAAUCUAAACCGUCAAAAACCGAAUUUCAAUAUGCAGUUGAUUAUGCAUCGAGACAUUUUGAAAUCAUGUGUUGGAAUUUGAGCCAGUUUACAAUACCCAUCUUCAAGUUAUUUAUUUUGGAAUAAAGAAUGCCUGCUCUAACGCUCUUUGGUCGCGCUUGGCGAUUUGGCAGCGAUGAUUUUACUUUCCCUGGUCUUGGUGGCGCACUUCUGCGUGGUUCAUGGUUGAUUAUCCUUUGUAUUGUAUUUGGCAUCUCCUAUCAUGAUAUCCCCGAAUGCAAUGAAGGCAAACUUGCAAAGGUUUACUUCUGGAUAAUGAUACCUCUACUUUUCCUAGAAUUUUUCCUAGAAAUCAUAAUUACUGCAAUAAGCAUGCGCGGGACAGUUAUGGAUACCACUCAACGAUCAUCAAUCACCAAGUUUAUCUAUAUACGCCUCGCUAUGUUUAUUCCAGAGUUCGGACUCACCCUUAUGGGUAGCAUAUGGAUAUUCAACCCUGGUGUAGAUUGCGAUACCGAAAUUGUCUGGAGUAUAAGGGUUCUUGUUGGCUGUCAAUGGGCGGUGCUUAUUAUUGUGCUUAUUUUUCUUAUAAUUCUCUUUAAUCCAAUGGGGAGAGUUGAUUCUAGCGGUAAAAGUCUGGUUAAGAGUUCCUCUGCGUUUCAAAAGGCUAUAGAAACUCAAUUAGAGAACACAUGCUGCUGUUCUGGUGGUUCAGGAAACCAAAGUCAAGCUUUCUCUGACAUAGCACGGGGUCUGGCUAUUGUCUUCCAUGAUGUGGAUCUUGUUCCCUCGGAUAUUGCAGCUGGAUUGAUCUUGCUGAAUCAAGAACAGAGUAGAAAUGCUCAAGAAGAUAGAGAAGCUUCUCGGCAAUGGGUGAAAGAUAGACUUGUCACAUCAGAUGACAUGGAGACAUGGGAAAAAUUUGAUGAAAGCUAUUAUUUUUAUCAUUUUGCUUUGGGAUCGUAUGGCUGGCCUUUGUAUUGUUACAUGCAUCUUUGCUGCGGGUUAUGUCAUUUAUGUAAAGUCUGCAAAUGUGGUUGCUCACAAAAUCUCCAUGGUAUUGUUAUUGAAGGUGAUGAGUGCUGUAAGGCUAAUACAAGUGGCUUGAUUUCUCAAGGGCCUGCUCAUGGGAAAGUUGAAUAUGUCUUCAGUAGUUUUAAAAAUGAUGUUUACCAAACUGCAUUUUGUGUUUGUAUUGACCAUCAACUGAAGAAAGUUGUUAUUUCUGUGAGAGGAACAUUAUCUCUGAAGGAUGUGCUUACAGAUCUUACAGCUGAAACUGAUAGCUUAGAGCUUGACUGUGAUGAUGGUUGUGAAGAAAAAUGCAGUGGACACAGGGGUAUGACUAAAUCUGCAAAGUUUAUCAGAGACAAGUUGGAACGAGAGAACAUCUUGGAGUCACUGUUUUUGAGAUAUCCUGAAUACCAUUUGGUGAUUGUCGGGCAUUCUCUUGGAGCGGGAACUAGUGCAAUUCUUGCAAUUCUUAUGAAGAAGAAAUAUGAAACAGUUAAAUGCUUUGCCUAUUCUCCACCUCAGGCUUUAAAUUUAAAAGCAGCGAAAUAUUGUGAAGACUUUGUUACUUCAGUAGUUGUUGGUAAUGAUGUAAUUUCAAGGUUAAGUAUACACAGUGUGGACAUUUUAAAGAAAGAAAUCAUUGAUGCUCUGAAGCACUGUCAAAUGCCAAAGUAUCAAAUAUUGCUUGGUGGCUGUUGGGGAAUACUUAGUGACUACAUUUGUUCUUGUACAGACAAUGCUGGUGAAACGUCACAUUUGCUGGCGCAUGAUAACAAUGUGGUUUAUAACCUGAAUGUCAAUACACAACAAACGUCCACUUCUGAAUCAGAAACUGCUGAGCACUUUGAGAAACUUUAUUGUCCUGGAAACAUUCUCCACCUGAUUGAAAGAAAGUCAAUGUUUGACUUGAUUCAUGGUGACAGAGAUUCAUUUGAUAAGAUUGCAAUUGUUCCAAACAUGAUCUCAAAUCAUGUACCAGAUAAUGUGAAGAAAGCGUACGAUGUUCUUCUGUCUCAAAUUAAAUGGCAAAGCUAAUAAAUCUGCACCAAUAGGACUGUUCUCUUUAAAAAUAAUGGAAAAAUACCAUUGUAUUGGUCAACCUGUAAGGUUCUCAAUCAUAGUGACAGGGGUGAACUUCUGACAUGCCAGAGGUUUUAAAA
Molecule: messenger RNA, 2292 nt
Organism: Dendronephthya gigantea
Lineage: Eukaryota; Metazoa; Cnidaria; Anthozoa; Malacalcyonacea; Nephtheidae
Product: sn1-specific diacylglycerol lipase beta-like
Exons: 14
Coding region: 248-2167 (639 amino acids)
Biological process (GO): lipid metabolic process
Source: RefSeq, a predicted model, not a curated record